Molecule: messenger RNA, 5198 nt
Organism: Microtus ochrogaster (prairie vole)
Lineage: Eukaryota; Metazoa; Chordata; Mammalia; Rodentia; Cricetidae
Gene: Lrriq1
Product: leucine rich repeats and IQ motif containing 1
Exons: 28
Coding region: 156-5198 (1680 amino acids)
Molecular function (GO): protein binding
Source: RefSeq, a predicted model, not a curated record
UCUGCAGGCUCGAGGACAGGGUGCUCGGGGGCUGCUCAGGACUUCAGACCCUUUCCUUUCAAGGGUUUCCUAGCUCUCUCCAAAGUUGAAAUUCUUUUUGAGACGUUAGAGAGGCUGUCACACUCCUCUCGACCACACUCCACCUCAACUGAGUUAUGGAGGACAAUGAUGACAGUGAGGCAAAGCUCAGAGAAGAAAUAGAAGCUGAAUUGGAUAAAAUCAGCAUUUCUUCCUUGGAAAAUGAUGAGGUGGAAAAUGAUUCAGAAUCCGAAACUGAGAGUGACAAUAGUGAUACUGAUUUAGUUGAAUUGCCAGAGUCAGUUCUUCACUGUAUCAAUGUCAUAAAGAACAAGAGUAAAACUGCAGAGACUCUCCUUCUUCAGGACUUAGAAGACACUGAUGUCUUCAGUGAGUACACAGAACAUAUACAUCAAGGUUGUAGUUAUGGUACAGUUUCUAACAGUCGUAUGCAUUUGAGGACUGGAUCUCCAGCUGAAUCAAAAGCAGAUUCUGAGCAGUUAAUGAAAAUAUUAUCUGUAAUAGAAAAGGAAGAAUUUAUGAGAAGUCUAACUGACUCUGCCAGGUCUGUUUCUGUCCCUGAGACUGUUCGUCUUGACACAUCCAUGGAUGAAUAUGUUUUACCAGAUGAUGCUGAUUUGAGUUUUGGAUACUUUGAAGUAGAAGAAAGAUGUAGAAAGUCUUUCGAAGCUUGGCAGGACAAACAAAAAGAACUCGAAAAAAAAGAUAGAGAAACACUCGAAGCUCAGAGUGAUAUAGAAAAACAGAAAUUUCGAGAAGAUGAUGAAAAGAGACAUUGCUGGAUAAAACAGUUUGAAGUUGAAAAGGAAAAAUUAGAAACCCUUCAGAAGCAAGAUCAGGAUAAAAUGAAUGAUGAACUUCAUCAAGAAGAGAAAUUAUGGAAAGAAAAAUAUAGACAGCAUAAGGAACUCAUUAGAAACUUGCAUUUACAAAUGGAGGAGGAAAGAACACGAUUAAGUGAGCUACAGGAAAAAGAAAAAGCACGGUUGCUAAAAUUGCAGUAUAAUGCAGCUGUAAAAAUUCAAGCCAAAUAUAGAGCAUUUGUAACUUCCCGAAAAUAUAGCCCAAUCAUAAGAGAGCAAAUAGAAAAUAAGAAAAGGAAAGAACGGGAGUGGAAAGAGAAGGAAGCAAAGAUCCGACAGAAGGAGGAAGAGAGAAGAAAAAGAAUUGAAGAGGGGCGGAGGAUUGAGGAGGAGAGAAAGAAGAAGAUGCUCGAGGAAAGAAGGAGGCGGGAAAGGGAAUACGAAGAGAAAAAGAACAUCCUGAGACAAAAAAGGGAGGAACAACGAAACAAGGAAAAAAUGAGACCAAGGGAAGAUGCCCACCAUCCGACAGUCGUUACCUGUGCUUUAAAGAAGGAAGACAGUAAUACCAAGCAGCUAGCUGUCACAAAUAUGUCAAAGGAGAAGGAUACUAUAGCCAAUGAAUUAGCGAAUAGCAACUCAAAGGAGUACGAAGAUGUUUGUCUGGUUCAGCAGUCAACCAAGAGAGAAAAUGUGCAUAAAGAGCUUUUGUUGACAGAAUCAAUAGGAGUAACAUUGAAACCAAGCCAGGGAGUUUUGACAGAAUUAAAAACAAAUGAAAAAAAUGGAAAGUUACCAAAAGUAAAAAUUAAUGAGAACUUACCAAAGAAGCAAUGUUCAGAAAAAUUGGCUAACCAAGAAAUUAACUUUGAAAAUAUAGACCAAAAAUAUGAAUUGAAAAACUCAGACCUGAAGGAAAACGUCAAUGCACAGUGCCAGGAACAAGAACUAAAGCCUCAAACUCAAAAUGAGGAAAAUGUAGAGCAUGCCACAACGGAGAGUGUGGGACAAGAAACUCAAAUAAUGUCUGAACACAUGCAAGAAAUGAGUGAAGAGGUCAAUAAUGGAGAACAGGAAAUCAUAACAGAUAAUCAAGAGAGACUGGCUGAAAAGAUAGAAAAAACAGACACCACAGAGCAAGAUGGAUCAGUGCAUGAGGCGAAUUAUUCUUCAAAUAUUCCCAUGCAAAAAGACCCACUAUCACUAUUAUUUAAAAAUCCAGAACCUAUAGAAAGAAAUGUGAUGCGAGAAGACCAAGAAAUUGAUUUUAAAUCAGGAAGAGUUGAGGAAAUCUUAAUAGGUAAUGUGCUGACUUGCGAUUCUGUCAUCAUUACCUCAGACACCCUGGUGCAUACAGAAGACAAGACCAACCAGCAGAGCUCUGUCUCAAGCAAGCUGACUCCCACUGUAGAGGCUGGCAGUCACAGUGCUAAUAGCCCCUUGGACACUGAAGAAGGGGACCCUCCUAAAGCUGAGAUUAAAGACGUUCCCGAGCAAUGGAAGCAAACUAAGGCUGAAAACGAUGGUGUCCUGGCCUGCUCUGUGUCACAGGCAGCCAUUUUAUCUUCAGUUGAGGAAAGGAGAUUAGCUUGGAUGAAAUCAUUUAAACCUUGGUCUGAAAUCUUCGAACAAAGUCAACUCAAGAAAAUCGUUAAGAGAAAGAGACUUGUGAAGUGUCCAGCAGAUACAAUGCCUCCUUUGGAUACAUCAGCCAUUCUUCAGAAUGGCCCUUGGAAGACUUUACAGCAGGUCACAGCCAUUACAUUCCAGGAUUUGCCCGGCUGUAGCCUCUCUACACUGGCAGAGUGCCCAAAUCUUCAGCUUCUGUCCCUCCGACGCUGUGGCUUAACUUCUCUGCAUGGCCUGAACCACUGCAAAAACCUUAAAUACAUUGAUGCGCAGGAAAACCACAUUGAGACUAUCAAUUGUGAAAAUCUGGAAAAUCUCUGUGUCCUUCUUCUUAAUAAUAACCUGCUGACAUCUAUUCAUGGUUUGGAUGGAUGCACGAGUAUACAAAACCUCGAACUUUCACAUAACAAAAUCACUCGAAUCAGUGGUUUAGAAUCCUUGAAAUCCCUUCAGCAACUAACUGUGGACCAUAAUCAGCUAAUCAGCACCAAAGGUCUUUGUGAAGCACCAACCGUCAUAUACUUGGAUUGUUCACAUAAUCACCUUACUGAUGUUGAGGGCAUCGGACCUUGUGGAUUGCUCCAAAUAGUAAAGCUGCAGGGAAAUUACCUAAGAGAGCCUCCAUCCUUAAAAAAUCAUGUUCUGCUUAGAGAAUUGCAUUUGGAUGACAACAGCAUCUUAAAUGCGGAAGUACUUUCUUCGUGUUGGCUGCCUCUACUACAAGACCUUAGUAUAUCUCAAAACAGUUUAACAACAAUUGUGCCACUUUUUCAUUUUGUGUCUUUGGAAAAGCUGGAUGUCAGCAACAAUUGCCUUUCUGAUCUUACAAGUGUCAUGUCUUGGUUCAAUGCAUGCUACUCUCUCCGUGAGCUUUGUCUUACUGGAAACCCAGUCCUUCAGGAAACAAACUGGAGGCAUUCUAUACUUAAAAUAUUACCAGCUCUGAGAAUCCUUAAUGGUGACAUGUUAAACUCUCAGUCUGAUGUCCGUAUUGGGGAACACUAUCAUCAAGACCUAGGAGGUUUCUUGGCACUCUGUCAGAACCAACUUGAAGAGUUCGACUUACUAACUAAAAAGUAUAUCACACAGAAAGGGGAUCUUCUCACUUUGCAUGCUGCAGACAAACUCUGCCACUACUAUAAGAACUUAAUGAAACUCAGUAAUGAAUGCAGACAUGCACAUGAACAUGAGGAUGUAAAUAUCAUCAAGAGUCCUGAAUCAGAAACCGAAAAAAACCAUCCAGUCCUUUCAAACACCACCAGCACACUGCAAAUCAAGGUCUUUCAUUCUCAUACUGACAAAUAUAAGGCAGAUUUCCCAGAUAAUGCUGAAAACCUGAUGGAUGCUGGCUCCAGACCUUCACCAGCAAACUGUGAGGAACCAGUAGGAAGAGGUCAGGAGCAAAAUAUGACAGAAAAGAAUGAACACAGCAGGAUGCAUAGUCCAUCCCCUGCAAGGGCCUCAUUCAUAGAAAUGAAGAUGGCAAAUUCUCCAAUGAGUAAUCAUCAAAGUAGUGAACACAGUGAAACAAGUAAGGCAGCUGUGUUAAUUCAAACCCAAUGGCGCAGUUACAUUGCACGCAGACAGAUUAAUUUUUCUGCAAAAAUGCAUUUGACCACAACAGAAGUUCUGCAAAAUCCCCCCAUCAAUAACCAGACUACUUCAAAUAAAGAAAGAAGAAAAAAUAUUAUGAAUAUUCAAGACCAAAGGGAGAAGGCCGCUCUCCAUAUUCAGGCAGUUUGGAAAGGCUUUAUUUUACGAAAGAAACUGGUGACAGCCCUGGAGGCUAUCAGGAAUGAAGAAUCUGGAGAAGAAUACGAAGAAAUAGAUUUGGAGGAUUUUGAAUAUGAUGAGGAUGCCUUGGAGAAAGACUGGGCAGUUUCAGAUUCCACCGGCGGCUUCCCGUCACAAACACUGCCUCUCUCCAAUCAGCUGCCCUGGCCAAAGAAUGCUCGGACUUUGCAACAUGCUGAAACCUCCCUUGCUGUACCCACGCAUCCAGCUCAGGCUUGGCUGUGCAAUGAGAAGGAAAAUUUGUUUUCGUCAGAACACACGCAGCUAACUGGCAGAUCUGAAAAUAGAACUUUAUCUAGGACACCUGAAUCAAACACAAGUAAAAAGAGUUUGCUGCAAUCUGAAAAAGAGGAAAAAAUUUCAGAAGAAUGGGGCUUUAAGGAUAUCGCCACAGCUCAGCAGAUGCUAAAGAGGGCACAGAAAAUGAAAUCAAAAAAGUUAAGGAAAAAGUUAGAACCUUCUGUGAGACUAGCAUUAUUCAAAAAACACAAAAAUGAAGGUCGUGUUACAAAGUCAUCAAAGAGGUCACAGCUGAGGAGGGUCAGUUACUUUGAAGGAACUGAAGCCCGGGCCGUAUGCAUGCUAGGCGAAGAGGAAGACGCCCUCUCCAAGCCGACCAGUGCAGAUGAAAAGUUAGGAAAGAGUAAAGAGUACACCUACCAGUGGCUUCAUACACAAGUGGGCUUUCCAGAAACAACUAGUUCCAGAACCCUGAAAUGCAAUCACUUCUUGCCUGAGUUAGAUCCAGAUGUACUCAAUGGUGGAAGAGUUCAACUUGUGGCAAGACUUGUAAGCAGAGAAGACACGGAUUUAGACCUUUUUUCCAUGACCAGUGGGAGUUCUUUGUCUACAAACAAAGACAAAAAAAGCCAGGCACACAGAUACUCAUCGGGAUCCUCAAGUAAGCUAUGGUUUCCUUCAGAAUUAAUCUAA